Messenger RNA from Hyalella azteca, 734 nucleotides. RefSeq lists its product as uncharacterized. The coding region runs from base 69 to 734 and encodes 221 amino acids. The transcript is spliced from 8 exons. Gene Ontology annotation, cellular component: membrane. Gene Ontology annotation, biological process: sodium ion transmembrane transport. NCBI's taxonomy places the organism in Eukaryota, Metazoa, Arthropoda, Malacostraca, Amphipoda, Hyalellidae. The record is from RefSeq and is a predicted model, not a curated record. Gene Ontology annotation, molecular function: ligand-gated sodium channel activity.
UCCCGGCCGAUGAAGGCUUCAACCUCGCCGCGGGACUGUCCCACUCCAUCGCUGUAACCAAGACUGUGAUGCAGCGCAUAGGACCUCCACACGGACAGUGUUCCGACACCAAUACCCCGAUGUUUGACUACUCCGAAGCGCUGUGCAAUAAGCUGUGCCUAGAACGCGAGUUCCGGCGGCGGUGCAACUGCACAGUCAACGAGGGCCCCGCCUUCGACUCCCUCGACGAGGAGGACGAGUUCAAGGCCAAGAAAUUCGAGAAGUGCGACUCCUUCGACCGCUAUCAGGGUUUGUGUGUGCAGGUUGUUACCUACAUGGCCACCACCGAGAUAUUCAACUGCACCUGCUACCCCGCCUGCACGGAGGUGCGUUACUCAGCUCUCAUAUCGUCCACAAAUGUCAACCCUGAGUUCCUCAAAAUCGUCCAGAACAUCAAAAAGUUUCCAAUGGGCGUGGACUUGUGCGGGGAUUUAAAUUCGACGGUUCGCCUUCAGAUCUACCUUGCGUCUUCCUCGUACGAAGAAAUUGACGAGUCUCCCGCGUAUACUCGCUGCUACGACGUCUCGGAGGGCGUCACCAAGUCCGUCGCUCCCGUCAAGAAAAUUCCGAAGAAAAUCAUCAUCUUGGCCGGUCCUCCGGAGCCUCUGCCUCACGGAAAGCCUAUCAAGAAGCGCCCGCUGAGGUCAAGUGCCCGAUGGUCUGAACGCUUCAACCAAGUCUUCAUGAGCCAGUGA